Pogoniulus pusillus (Red-fronted tinkerbird) is the source of this 4910-nucleotide messenger RNA. RefSeq names its product TNF receptor superfamily member 1B (gene TNFRSF1B). Gene Ontology annotation, biological process: positive regulation of oligodendrocyte differentiation; positive regulation of myelination; positive regulation of membrane protein ectodomain proteolysis. The transcript is spliced from 10 exons. Gene Ontology annotation, cellular component: membrane. Lineage: Eukaryota; Metazoa; Chordata; Aves; Piciformes; Lybiidae. Gene Ontology annotation, molecular function: tumor necrosis factor receptor activity; tumor necrosis factor binding. The record is from RefSeq and is a predicted model, not a curated record. Bases 1864 to 3243 code for a protein of 459 amino acids.
UUUUUUUUUUGGCUGCCCCUGCACGUUGGGCAGAUGAUUGUAAAGAACCAUCAAGCAUGACACCAAGAUGGCUUUUCUGAGUGAUAGCUGCUGGAUGUGAAUUCAGCAGCACAUACAGCUGAUUUAGGUUAUUUUCACCCUAAAUGUGUUGCCUUGUGUUUAUUGAUGUAGAAGCUCAUCUGCCAAGUUUUUCUGAGCUCUUUCUGGCUUGCUUUGCCUUCUAGAGGAAUUUAGUAUUGCUUCACUGCUUCUUUCUCCAGAUUAUGGUGAAGAUACUGAAUAGAAUUGGCCCAGUCCUUGUCUGAAAAAUUGUCAUUAUGCUGCGCUCUUUCCUUCCUGCCUGCGCAGCCAUCACUUUUGUAUCCUGUAACCUUUCAGCAAACUCCUCAAAUGACUUUUCCUCCAAACUUGUGACUUUGUUUUUUCCACCACCUUAGAUGUGGAACCUCAUCAAAAGCUUUCUGAAAGUCUCCAUGUACUCGGGCCACUGCAUCUUGUUUAUCCAUUAAACCUCACAAACAAGGGGAGUUGUGUUAUCAAGAUUUUGUGACAAAUCCAGAGAAAUUCUUAUUUCCUUGAACCACAGCCACAGAGAUUUAGUGGAAGAAUCCCAGCAUCAUGGGAUCUAGUUGCUGACUUUCAUCAGUGGACAAUCUACCUGUAGUAUAUUUGAAAACUGGUUGUAAUUUCAAGUGGUGUUACUGCAUAGAAGAUUGGAAUCCAAGAAGUAAGCAAGUCCAGAACAUAAAAUAAUUCCUAAAGCCAGUGGCUGCCACUGUCCAUUUUAAUUCAGCUACUGAGCCUUGCAAGAGUGAAUCCUGCCUGUGUAUUUCUGUGUUUUCACUUGGUUUGGGACAUUCAGAAGAUAAGCUGCUCCUGCUGCUUAGAUACAGAUUUCAUUUGGUUAUUGUUCUUGCCACAUCAGCAAGUUACAUGAGGCAAAGAAGGAAAUGGAAUUAACAUUUUUUACUUUAAGUGCUUGUUGUGAAACAGAAGGUCAAGUCACCAAGUAUGGAAAUAAAACCGCAACCAAAGGAAGAAGAAAAAAACUGUGUAGCACAAGUGCUGGUCAUCCUUUCCUCUUUUCCAGUCAGAGAAGUUCAUUGUUUUCAGUGCAUAGGCUUCGUUGUUGGAAAAAACAGGAACUUCUAUUUCGUUGUGAACAGAUUUGUGCAUCACAAACUGCCCACUUAGGCGGCUGUGAUUGCUGAGGGCUGCUCUGCCGUGACAGCUAACUGUGUAUUAAUCUGUAACCAGAGGAAUUUUGUUCCUGGAACAGCUUUGUUGAUGGCUCAGGUGCACCGCAGUCUGCUAGAAGGGUUCGGUUGAUUAGUUUAAUAAUGCUGGUGAUCUCUGAAUUCAAAAGUACGUGGAUUUUAAGCCUUUGCCACAGUUUUACUGUCUGAUAUGUCAAUGUUUCCUUGUCCGCAGUUUCAGUGCAGACAUCAAUUGCAGAAAAAGUAUUUUUGGAAGAGAGACAUUUGAGCACUUGUGAAGCUAUUGAUCGACUGGAGCUUUGCUCGGAGCAGGGCAGGUCUGAAUGUAGGAUAAAGUCUCUCUGGACCAUGCCGGCAGCAUGUUCCAGAAACGAGUGAGUGAGGUGUGGUGGUUGGGCGGUGCUAAGGCUAGAGAGCUGCCAAGGGAGGGUCACCUCUGGGGGCUAAGGAGUCCGUACUGCAGAGCCCCAUUACACCUGCAGAAGGUCUCGUCUGAGCCACUCAAGUCCGUCUUCGGUCCGUCCAGCAGCUGCAAGCUCCCCAGCCUUGCCCAUGCUGACAUCGGCCGCGCCCGCCCGCCGUGGGGCGGAUCCCCCGCCGGGACUGAAGCGGGGCCGGGGCCGCCCCCGCCUCACUCGGCGGCGGGAUGGGGCCGCGCUGGGCGCUGGUGGUCGCUCUCCUGCAGGCUGCGGGCUGCCGGGAACCACAAUUUGCACAAUGCAAAGAUCUCAUCACUGAAUUUUAUGAUGAAAGACUUAAUAAAUGUUGCAGCCGGUGCCCUCCAGGUGAAUAUAGGACAGAAAGCUGCAGUCACAGAGUGGACACAAAGUGCAGUCCCUGUAGACCCAAUACCUACACGGCAGUCUGGAAUCAGUCUCCUCAGUGCUUUGCCUGCUCACCACCCUGCAGGAAAGGAUUUGUGCAGACUCAAGCAUGCACUAAGUCACGGGACAGAAUCUGUAGCUGCCCACGCAAUGAGUACUGCACCUUGAAAAUAUCUGAGAAUUGCAAACUAUGUCAAGUGCACAGCAAAUGUGGAAAAGGCUACCGAGUUUCCAGGAGAGGGACAGAUAGCACAGAUACAGAGUGUGAGCCUUGUCCUCCUGGCACCUUUUCACACCACGAAUCCUACGAUACCAGCUGUGUACCACACACCACUUGUAACUCAGUUGCUGUUCCUGGAAGCAGCAUCAGUGACGCCGUUUGCAGCGACUCAGGAACAGCAGCUGCCACGCCUUUACCUCCUGCUAUUUUGAGCCGGCUGCUGAACCAAAGCUCAGCUUCCAAACAGCCUGAAAUAAUAACUCGAUCUGUCAUUUUAAAUUCUGUACCUGAGGUGUCUCGCAUCAUUGGAUCAGCAGCAGGACCACUGUUAUUGGUGUUGAUAAUUGCUGGUUUGGGAUUCUGCUUAGUCUCUAGAAAGAAAGCCCCUGUAUGCUCCCCCCCAACUACAGAAGCGGAUUUGUCUUCUUCCCCUGCAGAAAAAGAACGUGACAAGGAAGUAAGAAAUACAGGAUUGCAAAACUCCAGCAGUUCUGCACGGGAGGAACAGCAUCUCUUGGAGACUUCUGCCUCCAUCAGUAGCUCCCUGAAUAAUUCAGCUGGAUCUGCAAGAGUCACUGUAGUAAGCAAUGGAAAGAAAGCAACAGAAGGAUUCCAGCAGCAACAUUCAACUGCAGACCAUUGUAAGCUUCACAGUGGAGACAGACACAGCUCUGCAAGUUCAGAACAUUCUGGUAACAGAGGAACGCAGGUGAAUGUGACUUGUAUUGUUAAUGUGUGCAGUCCAGACUGCAGUUCCCAGUUCCCAGAACAGCCUAGUUCAGCUAGCAUGGAUUGUGGAAACAUUCCCUAUCGCUCCCCAACAGGGGAAGAGAUUCCCCUUUCAAAAGAAGAAAACCUCUUGAAAAAUGAAACUGAAAUUCCGAUCUCAGUGGAAAAUAAGGACAAUGUACUUCAAGACUUGCUUCCAGCAGAAAAGAAGGUUCCUCAGGGUAUUCAAGAUGUGAAGAUGAAAACCAGUUAAAGGCAGUUGCAGAUUGUAAGAUCAUACACUGAUUGACGGAUAUAAUGGAACAACUCCUCACCUGCUGAAAUAAACACUCUGUUAAAUGCAGCGUUUGGGCAGGGACUUGAACUUUCACAUGAAAUUGGAAACUGAUACUUGGAGGGGUUUAAUUUCUUUUGUCAGCUUUGACCUCAAGAACCAUCUUUGCAGUCUAAAAGAAUUGGACUCCUUGUGCCUUUAAACUGAAUGGUCAGCUACUCUUUUUCCUCUCUGAUAGCCGAGGAGACUUGGAGCAGAUUUGAAAAGGACUGUAUUUCUAACCCUAUGUCUAUACUUCUGAGUCUUCUGGUCUUGCUUGUGCUUGUCCUUGGGCCAAACGUCUCAAAUCAACCAUAUGCACAUCAAAGAGUUAAAUCUUUGACAGGAGCCUUUUUAAUUAGAUUAUAACUAUUGUUUCUGAAGAAUAGCAUUUCAUUACAUGUGCACAGUUCAUUUCAUUUUAGAGAAGAAAAUCUAGAUUAAAUAGUUAUCUUGAAGUAGGAAGUAAGUACCUUUCACUGACAGCUCUAAAGUUUGUCAUCUUCGUGUCCCAAUUUGAUAUGCUUGAUUCUGAUCUGAUUUUUGAGGUUAACCAUAGACCUCUUGUCACAGUGAGUAUUCCAUGUGAAUAUGCUAUGUCACAUAGCUCAUGCCCAUUAACCUCAGGAAGGGACUCUCUUGACGUCUUAACCUCUUAAAAGUGGAAUUGACUCAGACCUCAGAACCAGAAAAUCCUGUUCCACUUUGCCUCUUGCUUGACACUAAAGAUUCAACCACAUCUUACAGAAAAUUAGCAGAGGUUCUUCUUGAACCAAGUGGGAGUCUUUUGGGUUUGGAAGGCAAUUCUUCAGCUCCCAUUUCCCCUAAUUAUAUUUAUCUUGUGUGACUGAACUGACAAUUGUGGCAUCUGUAUCCAGCCAGAAUUUGCCAGGUGGUGCCUGAAUUACAUUUGAAGUCAUACAAGCCUAACGUCUUUCUACACCACAAAACCAUCCUGAUGCACUAGGUGGUGACUGUUUCCAAAGACUCUAUUCUACUCUACCUCAAGAAAAAACUAAAUGCAGCAAUUAUUCCUGAGGCUUUAGACUGAAAAAGGCCAUUUGGGAAUAGUGUUUAUUCUACAGCCACAGAAGAGAUGUAGAUUUUAAACUCCCACAAAAGCCAUGAGGUUUACUGCCUGACACCUGGAAAACAGCUCCUUAAUUCUACUGUGAAGAAAUGUUUUACAACUGUGUAUCAAACAUGGUUUUAAAAGUAGCUUUCAGAAAGGACUUUGGGCAUGCAGAAACUGUUACCAAACCGAAGUGUUUAGGCAGGAAAAGAACAUCAUUUUAUAUAGUGCUUUGAACUCUUGCACUGUACUGAGUGUUUGGAUGUCGUUUGCCAGCUCCCAGCACUGGAACUGCUCUGAUGAAGCAGGAGAUUUCUGAAGUUUUGUAAGUGUUAAAAAGGAGGCGCCUGCUACAGCUUUUCAAGUUAUCGAGAUGUGGAGAUGCAUGACAAAGAAAACCCAAGUUCUGUGCUCAGAUAGGAAAAACGUGCUUGCAUUUGCUUAUGCAGAGUAAAACUAGAGCCAGCGGGUUUGAAAUUACGUUUAUCUUCAACUUCCCUGAGCUCUUCAUUAAACAACACUGGUAUUUCUAAAA